This is a messenger RNA of Komagataella phaffii GS115, 900 nucleotides long. RefSeq lists its product as hypothetical. The coding region runs from base 1 to 900 and encodes 299 amino acids. The record is from RefSeq and is a predicted model, not a curated record. The transcript has a single exon. NCBI's taxonomy places the organism in Eukaryota, Fungi, Ascomycota, Pichiomycetes, Pichiales, Pichiaceae.
AUGUUAAGAAUAGGUUACAUACCAGAGCAUUUUAGCACCCCAAUCUGGUUUGCUAAAGAGAAGGGGUUCUUUGAGAACAGUGGGGUUGAGGUGGAGUUGAUUCCCUACCCAUCAGGAUCUGGUCAUUUGAUCCAGUCACUGAAAAACGACGAGAUAGAUAUAGCUGUUGGUCUCACUGAAGCAUUUGUUGCUGGAAUUUGCAAGAAUGAUACGCAGUACAAGAUUGCGGGAACAUAUGUGGAAUCUCCUUUAUGCUGGGCAAUUUCAAGCGGGGUGAAUCGUACUGACAUUAACAGUCCCGAAGAGUUACACGGUAAAAGAAUAGGAGUUUCAAGGAUAGGCUCUGGCUCGUACAUUAUGAGCUUUGUAUUGGCACUUCAGAGUGAAUUUUCAAGACCUUAUUACAAGUCAUUUCCCGUUCUCCAUAACUUUGCCAAUUUGAGAGACUCAGUCAAUCUGAAGGACGGUGUAGAGCCCAGUGAUGCUUUUAUGUGGGAGCAUUUUACAUCCAAGAGAUACUAUGACAACGGAGAGAUUAAACGAAUUGGGGAGAUAUAUACUCCUUGGCCGUCUUGGGUGAUUGUAGGGAGUUCCAAAUUGGAUCAGACUCAAUUGCAAAGAGCCCUUAGAGCUGUUCAGGAGGGAGUAGAUUAUUUUGAAGAACACAAGACAGAAGCAGUUGAACAUAUUUCGACCCAUCUUGACUACUCCAAAGAGGAUGCAAUGGAAUGGCUGAAAACUGUCAAGUUUAGUGGUGACGUGACACGCGUAGACUAUAACCGUUCCAUAGUUAACACCGCCCGUAUUCUGAAAACUGCAGGAGUCAUCCAACAAGAGAAUGAACCUGAUGAAGUUAUAGAUGAAAGAUUGGCCGCAGGGAUUAGUGCAAGUAAAGAUUGA